GGCUGGAGCUGGUCAGACAGCGGCACAGGGAGCCCGGGAGUAGGUAGGAUCAGGGCUUCUCAGGAUGGAUGUCACUCGCCUGCUCCUGGCCACCCUAGUGGGCUUCUUAUGCUUCCUUACCGUCUACAGUCACCUGGGACCCGAGGAGACGCUCAGCGAUGACCGGAGUCUGAGAAGCAACUCCUCUGUGAACUCGUUGGAUUUCUCUUCAGUUUCGAUAGUGGCACUGAACAAGAAAUCCAAGAGGAUCAGCAGAAAAGAAGCCGAGAAACGGAAGAGAUCGUCCAAGAUGAACGCUUCGCUAAAGAAGGAGGCACGGCCCCCGCCACCCACGCCCUGCGUGGCCACCCGAGACAGCUGCAAGCCGCCUGCGCCCGCCUGCUGCGACCCAUGCGCCUCCUGCCAGUGCCGCUUCUUCCGCAGCGCCUGCACCUGCCGCGUACUCAACCCCUACUGCUGAACCCGCUUCCGUGCUGCGCGCGCAGCAUCCGGGGGUGGGUGACUGGGCGGGGCUUCAGGGUCAGCGUGGCUUCCAGGCUGAGGGCCGGUUUCUGGUGGGUGGGCAUGGCCUGUGGUUGUAGGUGCUGGGUGCUUUCCGAAGACAGAUUUUCUAGGAAUCCUAAUGGAGGCUAAAAUCAGAAUACAGUAUCUUUAGGCUGCUGGGAAAACGUGGCUGUUUCUUUAAAAGAGCCGAAAGCUUCAGACCCCUUUACCGAGCUCUGGUCCUUGCGGGGACCUCGAGGACUGAGCUCGCUCCGCUCUCCAGCCGGUAGGGAAACUUGCGCGUGGUUAGUACCUCUGUCUCACGUAGUGAAGACGAUGCUGGCCGACUCCUUCCAGCCUUCCGGUACCGGCUGCCUCCGGACCAGGACAAAGGAACCA
Messenger RNA from Microtus oregoni (creeping vole), 882 nucleotides. It is a transcript of the gene Asip, whose product is annotated as agouti signaling protein. Lineage: Eukaryota; Metazoa; Chordata; Mammalia; Rodentia; Cricetidae. Gene Ontology annotation, cellular component: extracellular region. Gene Ontology annotation, biological process: positive regulation of melanin biosynthetic process; hormone-mediated signaling pathway; melanosome organization. The transcript is spliced from 4 exons. The record is from RefSeq and is a predicted model, not a curated record. The coding region runs from base 65 to 460 and encodes 131 amino acids. Gene Ontology annotation, molecular function: melanocortin receptor binding; neuropeptide hormone activity.